Sordaria macrospora k-hell is the source of this 552-nucleotide messenger RNA. The record is from RefSeq and is a predicted model, not a curated record. Lineage: Eukaryota; Fungi; Ascomycota; Sordariomycetes; Sordariales; Sordariaceae.
AUGGAGCAGCCUCUGGUCAAGGUGGUCGGUGGCCGCGAAUACGCUGCCACGGGCGCCAAGUUUGGACCCUCUCACCUGCCCGUCAAUGCUAUGGCUCACGUGAAUAAGUCGGCGCAGCAGGAUCUCGCAAUGUCCGCCGUCGUUUACGUACUAAACCCCUCCCUGCGUGACUUUGAAAGUAGAAAGAUUGCUGACAUUCGCGCUCUACAGGACAAGCAAUCCCCCGACGUCGACACUGGCAAGCACUUAGUCAUACCUACCAGCCCCCAGCGUGGUCCCGUCACGUCUACCUUUCGCCCGCUGCCCAAGAUCUCCAAGCCCAACGGUAAGCCACCUGCUCGCACGAUUUGGAUGCCUCGUCAGUUCCGCGUGUGGCGCGAGGAGACUCCCCUUAUCACCGUCCCCCCUCCUCGUUUGUCGAAAGCAUACGCGACCUCGGAUACUCUGAAGUUCAACAGCGCCAAGUCCACGGGAAACCUGAGCGCAAGCUACUACACCUCGACGGCGCGGAAAGAGGAGCUCGCAAAGCUUGCCAACAACCUGAAGCAAUGA